AUUGGCUAGAUGUGAACAUUGUUUCACAGCUGGUCCUAUCCUAGUGAAGAAGAAUUUCUUCUCCAGCCUUCAUUUUCUCUGGUUCCCCCUCCUACUCCAGGCAGCUACAAAUAUAUCACGACUAUUUUAUACCAUCUUUUUCAUGGUGCGAAUUUGUGAGAGGAGGAUGAAGUUUUUACUUGCGGUUACUAUCAUAGUUGGCUCGGUGGUAUUCCUUCUCUUCCCAGGGGGUUCAGAUGCGGAUGAAAAGAAAAAAGGCCCCAAAGUCACCGCCAAGGUGUACUUUGACAUGAGAAUUGGUGAUGAUGAUGUUGGAAGAAUUGUAAUAGGAUUAUUUGGGAAAACCGUGCCAAAAACCGUGGAGAACUUCAUCACACUGUCAACUGGGGAUAAAGGAUUUGGCUACAAAGGUAGCAAAUUUCAUAGGGUGAUCAAAGACUUCAUGAUUCAGGGUGGAGACUUUACCAGAGGAGAUGGCACAGGGGGUAAAAGCAUUUAUGGAGACCGCUUCCCAGAUGAGAACUUCAAGCUGAAGCAUUAUGGACCUGGUUGGUUGAGCAUGGCCAAUGCUGGAAAGGACACCAAUGGAUCUCAGUUUUUCAUCACAACUGUUCAGACUCCAUGGCUUGAUGGGAAGCAUGUUGUUUUUGGCAAAAUCCUUGAAGGCAUGGAUGUGGUGCGGAAGAUUGAAGGAACCAAGACGGAUGGUCGGGAUAAGCCCCUCAAAGAUGUGACUGUUCAUGAAUGUGGCAAGGUGGACGUAGACAAACCUUUCGCUAUUGCAAAGGAGUAGUGGAAAAAUGAUUAUUUCCACCUCUGAGGUUGGGGUCCACUGGUGUUUAUGUGCGUUAUGUACAAGUCUUAUGGUCCGUUUUGUGGGCCAAAUGCUGGAGUUUCAGACUAGUGGCAACUCCUUUACCCAGUAGCACAUUCUGCGACUGUAUGGUUUGUGAAUGGACCUUUUUUGCCAUAUUCAUUGAGAAAAGAUGUUAAGUUUGUAUUUGAGCCUGGUCCAAAGUCCAAAAGGUUUUUACUUAAUACAUGUUUUUGAUACCACCAUCAUAAAAUGUAGGUUGAUUGCACCACAGUGUGAGGAUAUUUUGAGGAAUGGUUUGUGUGAUUAGGCUAAUAAAUGUAUCACAGGCUCAUGUUAAGAGGAACAAAGUUGUUGUACAACCUGUAACUGAAAGACACCUUAAAAAAUAAAUGAUAAAAAGAUGGUAA
This is a messenger RNA of Sardina pilchardus (European sardine), 1224 nucleotides long. RefSeq names its product peptidylprolyl isomerase B (cyclophilin B) (gene ppib). Gene Ontology annotation, molecular function: peptidyl-prolyl cis-trans isomerase activity. Gene Ontology annotation, biological process: protein folding; protein peptidyl-prolyl isomerization. Bases 143 to 793 code for a protein of 216 amino acids. NCBI's taxonomy places the organism in Eukaryota, Metazoa, Chordata, Actinopteri, Clupeiformes, Clupeidae. The transcript is spliced from 5 exons. The record is from RefSeq and is a predicted model, not a curated record.